Molecule: messenger RNA, 1203 nt
Organism: Syzygium oleosum
Lineage: Eukaryota; Viridiplantae; Streptophyta; Magnoliopsida; Myrtales; Myrtaceae
Exons: 3
Coding region: 1-1203 (400 amino acids)
Source: RefSeq, a predicted model, not a curated record
AUGGGCCUAGUUUUGAGGGACUGGCCAAGCGUUUGUGGACUUGGGUUCAACCGCCAAGAAACUGGGCUAGCCUUAAUGGUCCCGAGCGCUAGUGACUUAGACAUGGGAGCCAUGUAUUCGGGCAUAGCCGCUAGGGAUACUGGCACAGGCACCGAUGUCUUGGGCUUAGCCUCUGGGAGCCUGGCCCAACUGCUGGGGAUCCGGUCUUUGGUCAGAAUUAUGGCUUGUGAAUCAGCCAAAGCUAUCUGGAACUUCCUCAAAGCUGAGUAUCAAGGAGAUGAGAGGAUCAGAAGCAUGAAGGGGCUAAAUCUGAUCACAGAAUUCGAGAGACUGCAGAUGAAGGAGUCUGAGACAAUUAAGGAGUAUUCUGAUAAGUUGAUAAGCAUUGCAAAUCAGAAGAUUCUUGUCUCAUUGCCUGAAAGGUUUGAGGCAACCAUUGCCUCUUUGGAGAAUACCAAGGAUUUGUCUCAGAUCAAGUUGGCAGAAUUGCUAAGUGCUCUGCAAGCACAAGAGCAGAGGAGGUUAAUGAGGCUGGAAGGAAGUACAAAAGGAGCUUUGCAGGCCAAAGAACAGCAAAAUGUAGGAGGGAAAGGCAAGAAGUGGAAAGGGAAGAAACGAAAUGGCAGUAGUGGUUCAGAAGCUGCUGCAGGAGAGAACAGUGCAUGCAACUCCAAGAACAAUUGGAGAAGGUAUUCCUCAUGUCAGCACUGUGGAAAACAGAAUCAUCCACACUUUAGGUGUUGCAAGAGGCCAGAUGUAAGACGCAAAAAAUGUCAUAAGCUUGGACACAUUGAGAAGUUCUGCAAAGUGAAGGGAGAUCAGCAGCAAGGUGAGGCACAUGCUGCAGUCCAGCAAGAGGUAGAUCAACUGUUUGUUGCCUUUUGUUUCUCCUCUAGUACUCCAUGUGACAAUUGGCUUGUUGAUAGUGGUUACACAAACCACAUGACAAUUGAUGAAAAGCUAUUUAUAGACCUUGACAAGUCAUUGAAGUCAAGAGUGAGGAUUGGGAAUGGGGAGUACUUAGAAGUGAAAGGUAAAGGGACUAUAGCAAUAGAGAGUUGUGGUGGAACUAAGCUAGUUUCUAAUGUGAUGUAUGUGCCUGAGAUUAAUCAGAAUUUGCUGAUUGUGGGGCAGUUGGUAGAAAAGGGAUUUAAGGUGAUAUUUGAAGAGGGGAAGUGUUUGAUCUUUGACUUCAGUGGUUAG